Amphiprion ocellaris (clown anemonefish) is the source of this 3606-nucleotide messenger RNA. RefSeq names its product 7SK snRNA methylphosphate capping enzyme-like. NCBI's taxonomy places the organism in Eukaryota, Metazoa, Chordata, Actinopteri, Pomacentridae. The transcript is spliced from 8 exons. Gene Ontology annotation, biological process: rRNA modification; snRNA modification. The record is from RefSeq and is a predicted model, not a curated record. Gene Ontology annotation, molecular function: O-methyltransferase activity; snRNA binding; rRNA (adenine-N6,N6-)-dimethyltransferase activity. The coding region runs from base 361 to 2181 and encodes 606 amino acids.
UUGCGGGCUCUGGUUUCAGAUCACGGUUACGGGGUUGCUGUCAGCAGCUAGCAGUACAGGUUAUGAUAGUCAAGCCCACACGCACACGCUGACACGUACAGGCACAUGCAGGGAGAGCUGAACGCGGUGUCGUUGUCGCGCACAGAGCGGUUUGUUGUUGGCUGUGUUUCUGAUAGAUGCGUGUUAGCUCAGUGCUAGCUACUUCCUGCGUGUUAGCCGGACGAGGGUAGCGCUCGAAGCUAACUGUUGACCUGUCAGUUUGAUUUAUUCAUGACGAAGCGCCGAGAUUGGUGGAGGCACCGGCAGGGGCGGGGCUUAGAUGGUUUUUAAGUGAUUGGCGGAUUGACGCCCAGGUGGAAGAUGAUCAGGAUGUCACUGGACAAAGAGACCCUCCUUCCUCUUGAGGUGCCCGUCAGAGUCAGCCCCACCUUCUCCUCCACUGUCAGCCUAUCAGAGCAGCCGCCACUGGCUAAGACCCGCCCCUUCAUCCGUCCUAAAAACGGCCUCCAGCAGCCUGCGGGUGUUCAGCCCCCCGUCCCCUCUCAGCGAAUCGGGAAGAGGCGUUACUCGAUGGGUGUCGGCUUCAAGGGGCUGGCCAAGCGCCGUCGCCGUGCCAACAGCGACAGCCAAUCAGAGCCCGUACUGCCAAGUCACUUCCUGUUGGGAGGAAAUAUCUUCGACCCGCUGAACCUGAACUCACUGAUGGAUGAGGAUGUGAACAGGGCAACCAAUCAGGAGACUCCAAAAUGCUCACCCCUGCCUUCGCGGGGCGAAGACCCCGUCGAGAUCCUGGUUCCCCGUGACAUCACCGACCCCCUGAACCUGAAGGGAGGGGGGGAGGAAGGGGAGGGAGCGGGGGGAGUCCUGCUGUCCCCCCUGAAGUCCAGGAAGAGGCACCGGAACCGACACCAUGGUGCCCCAGCAGACCGGGAGGUGGUACCGGCCCGACUGUUCCCCCCCACAGCUGGACUCACAGUUCCUCUGUUGGCCAGAGAUGGCAGCGUUCCUGCAUCUCCUCUCCCCUGUGAACUCAACACGGCCAUCACCUGCAGAGAUGAUGUAGCCCCGCCCCCUAUCCUACCCAGGAGGCACACCCACCCUCCAUCUGGCCCCGCCCACAAGCCUGGGAACCAGGGUGAUGCUCGUCAUCGGAGACGGCGGCGCACCACCUCGGCGAGGUCGUCAGAUGUUGCUGCAGGCACUGUCACUAUGGCAGCCGCGGCUCAGCCAACCAAAUUCCAGACACCGCUGGUAGGAGGGGCUAAAGCCGGAAGGUGUGGACCACAGCCCCGCUCCGAUCGGCCACCAGAAAGGGUCAAAGACAAACAACGCUACCAGCAUGGCAACCACAGCCGUUACUAUGGUUACCACGGCCUCUAUGGCGACAGGUGGGAGGGGCGAGUUGGGGAGGUGAAGGACCCUCGGAUUGGCCUCCUGGAAGCUGAUUGGUUCAGAGACAAGACGGUGCUGGAUGUGGGCUGCGGUGCGGGUCACAUGACCCUGGCCAUCGCCCGGAGGUUCAACCCUGCCCACAUCCUGGGGGUGGAGCUAGACGAGCGGCUGGUGCACGCCGCCAAGCAGAACAUCCGGCACUUCCUGUCACAUGACAUGGUGGUGGAGGAGAGGAAGAUGACAAAGGUAGUUCCGCCUUCUAACCUGCAGAGAGGCAGGGAGCAGGAAGUGAUGCGGGAGGCCUUCCUGUCCCUCCCUCUGUCAUUCAGGGUGAGUCGGGGUCCUCUCUGUGCUCCUCCCCUCCUACCUCCACGCUCCUCCUCCAGGUUUCCAGACAACGUCACCUUCAUCCAGGGUGACUACGUGUCUGAGCUGGAGGCGUGGCCUGGGCGGGGUCGCUAUGAUGUCAUCAUGUGUCUGAGUGUGACCAAGUGGGUGCAGCUGCAGUCAGGUGACGGAGGUGUGGUCAGACUGUUUCGACGGGCCUAUCAGAGCCUGUCGUCUGGCGGAUUAUUCAUCCUGGAGCCGCAAGCGUGGAGCAGCUACAACCGCAGCAAGAGGGCCUCGGACACAACAUUUCGUCACUUCAGGAGUUUGAGGCUCAGACCUGAACAGUUCACCUCCUUCCUGACCGACAACGUGGGCUUCAGCUCCUACAGACUGCUCAGACACACAGGUAACCAGCGGCCCAUCUACCUGUUCCACAAAGGCCCCGCCCAGAGGAAAUGAGGUCACUGCAGGGUUACGGUGGACACGCCCCCUGUUAGGCAGCAGCCUUUGACUGUCCAGGAGACGGUGAGGAGGGAGCUGAUUGGUGGAUGAACAAACUCAUUGAUGAUGUCACUCCAGAGGACGAUAGACUGGAUCUGAUUGGACAGCAGGGCCCCUUCUGUGGACCUGAUUGGCUGACUGAUUCAACAUCUUUUACAUUUUACAGAUCAGUUCACCCAGAGGAUGAAAAUCCAAAUCAGUGACAAGAAGCUGAAAAGUCCACUGAAGAGUCUGAACACCUGAAAUAAAACCAAACACCAAGAAGUAGAACGGAACCAGUGGAUGAAAUCUAAAAGUUUAUUCAAACACCAGGCGGUGACACAGAACCAGUGAAUUAUUGAUAUAUUUAAGUUUUUCUUCCAUUAAAGCUAGUUUCAGAUCAUUUACCAUCAAACUGAACUCCAGGAUGAAUGAACCAGUCCAGCCGUUAGUUUUAUGUUUUACAGCUUCUUUUAGUGAACGUGGUCAGUUUUAAUGAGAAUAGAGGGGAUUUUCAUGUUUAUGGAUACACAUCAAUACUCAGUUACAUUUUUCAAACUGCAACUGGAAAAUCACACAAGAAGGAAGAUUUCAGUUCUGGAAAUGUUGUGUUUGAAUAUUGAGUAGUGGUUAAAUUCACAUUAUUCUGACCAACAGCUGUUUCAGACUUUAGAUAAUAAUGAAAGUCAUCCAGUGAAUCAGUGGAUAGAAGAAGCUUCCAGACAGACUGGCUCUUUCUCUCAGGAGCUAAAAUCUGUUUCGUAAUGGCAGAACUUUGAUAAAUCCUUCACACAUGAACCAGAUGUUUCUGAGGAUGUUUCAGGGUUUGGACUUCAUCGUCCUUCAGAUGCUGUAAUCAGUGUUUGACCACAUGGAGGCACCGUUCUGCUGUUGCUCGUCUCAAGAAGUUUAUCUAGGAAUCAACCUGAGACUAAACAAGGUACCAUCAAUGGCAGAAGCUGUCGAUCAGCCACAUGGUGGCACUGUAAAGAAUGAAACCUGUUUCAGCAUAGCGCCACCUGUAGGUCAAAGGAGAGAGGAGCAGUAUGUGUCACUGUGAGUACUGAAUGUAAAUCCAGUUUUAUUUAACACCAAAAACCGUUAUGUCUUAAGUUGGACGUGUUGUUGGAUCUUUAGCUAAUGCUAGCGCUCUGCUAAACCACCUGGAUUAUUAGUUAAAUGAAACCGGAGCAAUUCAGGAAGUUAUUUCAUGGACAAUGAUUAAAACCAGGAUAGAAAAUUCCAAAGAUAUUAACACAAAUUAAUCAGAACUUUGUAAUGCUGGGUUUAGAAAGUGAAUUCAAAAAGUGUCUACUCAGUAGCGCUGUUGGGCUGUAAAACCGCUUCAAUGUUGUUUUUUUUUACUUUUCUAUAGUGGUGGAUGCGAUUAAAAAAUGAAUCUAA